This is a messenger RNA of Anolis carolinensis (green anole), 3738 nucleotides long. RefSeq names its product dopamine receptor D4 (gene drd4). Gene Ontology annotation, cellular component: plasma membrane. The coding region runs from base 2447 to 3595 and encodes 382 amino acids. Gene Ontology annotation, molecular function: dopamine neurotransmitter receptor activity, coupled via Gi/Go; G protein-coupled receptor activity. NCBI's taxonomy places the organism in Eukaryota, Metazoa, Chordata, Lepidosauria, Squamata, Anolidae. The transcript has 5 exons. Gene Ontology annotation, biological process: negative regulation of synaptic transmission, glutamatergic; negative regulation of voltage-gated calcium channel activity; negative regulation of adenylate cyclase activity. The record is from RefSeq and is a predicted model, not a curated record.
CAUAGCAUUACUGCGUAUUGAACUACUUUUUCUAUCAAAUUCAUUGUAUAACAUGAUGUUUUGGUGCUUAAUUUGUAAAAUCAUAACCUAAUUUGAUGUUUAAUAGGCUUUUCCUUAAUCCCUCCUUAUUAUCCAACAUAUUCACUUAUCCAACAUUCUGCCGGCCCAUUUAUGUUGGAUAAGUGAGACUCUACUAUAUGUAGAAACAUUUAUUAGGUCAGUGUUGAGUCGGCCUAACAUGCAAGCAAAAGAUAUAAAAAUUCAUAUUUGUUUUCUUGUAAACUGCAGAACUGAGUUAAUAUGAUAAAGAUUUCCUAUACUGUACUUGGUUCAGUUAUGAAUGAAAACAGAGACUAUACUAAAUUAGAUGACGACUGAGGCUUGGAAGGGGAGUGCUGAAGAAACUAGAUAAGAUUCUGAAGUGUAAAGACAUAUAAUUAAGUACUAAAAUCAGAAUCAUUCAGCACACAGGAUUUCCAAUUUCUAUGUAUUGUUGUGAAAGUGGGAGGAUGAAGAAAGCUGACAAGAAGAAAAUCAACCCAUCUGAAGCGUGGUGCUACAGAGCAUUAGCUUGUUCCUGUGAUUUGCUUUUUGUGUGAUCCGCUUUGUACCGGUGUCACCUACGGAAUACUGCCUGUGAUGCCAUGAAUGACUCAACACAUCUGCUCCUUCCAACAGAUGCACACAUUUCUGAAGAUGAAUCUUCCCAUGAUGAAGGCAGGGGAGGUGACGCCUUCCUCCCCCCCUCCCCACCCUGCAGUCGUGCAACCCUCCCAUGGGCUCCUGGUCGAGCCAACACUAGUUUGGAAACAUGUGCUUGGAGAGCAGGAAGGGCACCAACUCCUCUGUUGGAGCUGUCCUGAGGAGCAUCUGAACUGCUCCAUCCCAUUAGUUUGUUGUUUAUUCAUUCAGUCGCUUCCGACUCUUUGUGGCCUCAUGGACCAGCCCAUGCCAGAGCUCCCUGUCACUGGGGCCACCUCCAGCUCCUUCAAGGUCAAGCCAGUCACUUCAAGGAUACCAUCCAUCCAUCCAUCUUGCCCUUGGUUGGCCCCUCUUCCUUUUCCCUUCCAUUUCCCCCAGCAUCAUUCUCUUCUCCAAGCUUUCCCAUUUAGUAGCAGCCUAGUUCCCUUCUCUAGGCGUCUGAACUGCUCCAUCCCAUUGAGUAGCAGUCUAGCUCCCUUUUCAAAGCAUCUGAACUGCUCCACCCCAUUGAGUAGCAGCCUGAAGUGUAAAGACAUAUAAUUAAGUACCAAAAUCAGAAUAAUUCAGCAAACAGGAUUUCCAAUUUCUAUGUAUCGUUGUGAAAGCGGGAGGAUGAUUUCUAAGCAUCUGAACUGCUCCACCCCAUUGAGCAGCAGUCUAGUUCUGUUUUCUAAGCAUCUGAACUGCUCCAUACCGUGGAGUAGCAGCCUAGCUCCCUUUUCUAAGCCUGUGAACUGCUCCAUCCCAUUUAGUAGCAGCCUAGUUCCCUUCUCUAGGCGUCUGAACUGCUCCAUCCCAUUGAGUAGCAGUCUAGCUCCCUUUUCAAAGCAUCUGAACUACUCCAUCCCAUUGAGUAGCAGCCUAGUUCCCUUUUCCGCCCCCUAACCUAUUAUUCCUUGGGCUGACAGAGGUAUAGGAGGGGAGCGCUCCAAGCAGUGUCAUGGCAAUGUUCCUAUGCGCCUUCGCGCCAAUCCCCGAUUCGUGGCGUGCUUUUCUUGGCACGAUUUGAUCCGAGGGAGUUCUCGGCCUUCCUCUGAGGCUGAGAGACUGUGACUUCGCCCGAGUGGGACUCGAACCCCGCUCUACAGGAGCCCUGUCCACUUGCCACGCUGCCUCUCCUUCCCAUGCAUUGCAGAGCACCUCCAGCCUCCUUGGGGGCCCUGCGACUUCUCCUCAAAGGUGACUCCAGGAGCCAGGCGACUUGGGACCCGACGCGACUGCGGAUUACCUUUCUUCCCCUCCCGACGAGGCUUUAUUUCUUUGGGCGCCAACUCGGUGGCUGAGCGCCACCUGAAAUGGUCUUCCCAGCCUGGCUGUGAAGUUUGGCAGCGCCUGGAAAAGAGAGAGGGGAGGGAGGGAGGGCUUCUCCCGCCUCUUCCUCCUCCUCCUCCUCGCCGGGUUCCCGCCGCUCGCCUUGGCUCUUAAUCGCUUUCCUUCUUCUCGUCAGGCAGUGUCCUGGAGGAGAAGGCGCCCCAAGCCUCUCUCUGUCUCUCCCGUCUCCUCCUGAAGAGAGAGACCCCUGAGGGCUGCCUGCUACCUCUCCUCAGCUGCAUCAAGGGCUCGCCUUGCGCCGAGAAGGGACGGGGUGUGGAGGAGGCUUUCCUCGUUCCUGAGCGGCAUGGAGUGGGGCAGCCUGGGCGCCGCUUCUCCCACCGAAGGCUCCCGGGAGAGGUGAGCCGCAUGAAGAAGGAGGCGGCGGGGGAGGAGGGGGCGGCGGCUCCGUGUUCUCUCUAGAGGGUGGGCCAUGGGGUCCAACGGCACCGAGGGGGCGCCCCCCAACGCCUCCGCGCCCUUGCCCCCCGGCGCCUGCCCCACGCCGCCCGCCGAGCCCGAGCACAACUUCGCCGCCCUGGCCUUCGGCGUCUUCCUCAUCCUCUUCAUCAUCGGCGGGAACCUGCUGGUCUGCCUCAGCGUCUGCACCGAGAAGGCGCUCAAGACCACCACCAACUACUUCAUCGUCAGCCUCGCCGUGGCCGACCUGCUCCUCGCCCUCCUCGUCCUGCCCCUCUUCGUCUACUCCGAGUUCCAGGGAGGUGUAUGGUCCUUGAGCACAGCCCUCUGUGAUGCCUUGAUGACCAUGGAUGUGAUGUUAUGCACAGCCUCUAUUUUCAACCUCUGUGCGAUCAGCGUGGAUAGGUUCAUCGCUGUCUCUAUCCCACUGAACUACAACCGUCGGCAAAUCGAUCUGCGGCAAACGGUUCUCAUCUCCACCACCUGGAUCUUUGCAUUUGCUGUGGCCUCCCCAGUAAUUUUUGGCCUAAACAAUGUUCCAAACCGGGACCCUACUUUGUGUCAGCUGGAGGAUGACAACUACAUUGUGUACUCUUCCAUCUGCUCCUUUUUCAUUCCUUGUCCUGUCAUGCUGGUCCUCUACUGUGCCAUGUUCCAGGGACUUCGGCGUUGGGAGGAGGCUCGGAAGGCCAAGCUGAAGAGCAGCAUUUAUUUGGGCAAUAGGCGGCUGUAUUGUCCACCGCCAGUAAUUGAGAGGAACCAGAGUGGGAUUAGGUUGGAGGAGAACAACCUAUAUGCACGCUCUGAAUGCUCUUAUCCUAAGGAUUACAUGAACAAUGGCAUUCAGACUAUAACCUGUCCACACCUCAAAUAUCCACCACAUGGAGGACUCAAAAGGAAGCCAGCCAAAAUCAAUGGCCGGGAAAGAAAAGCCAUGAAAGUGCUGCCAGUUGUGGUUGGUGCUUUCCUUUUCUGCUGGACUCCUUUCUUUGUGGUCCAUAUAACCAGAGCUCUGUGUACAUCCUGCACCAUUCCCAGUGAAGUCACCAGUAUAGUCACAUGGCUGGGAUACGUCAAUAGUGCCCUAAACCCGAUCAUCUACACUGUCUUCAACACCGAGUUUAGGAACUUCUUUCGGAAAGUUUUGCACAUCUUCUGCUAACUCUGCUGGAUUCUAAAUAUGGACUCUGAAUAUAGAACAGAAUGGGACUCUGAAUAUAGAACAGAGGGUAUUUCACAGUGCACUAAAAACCAGACAAAAACAACACCUUUGUAUAGUUUAUUAAAGAUUUAUUUCUUGGUACA